UAGAUGAAUGUGAUUCUCUUACAGGCCCCACCAUGUGGAUGAUUCCAGGGCAGAACCAAAGCUGGGUUUCUGAGUUUAUCCUGCUUGGCUUCUCCAGUGACCCCACAACCAACAGCAUCCUCUUCAUUGUGUUCCUUCUCAUCUACCUAUGCUCAGUCCUGGGUAAUGGUCUCAUCAUCAUGCUGAUCUGUCUGGACACACAGCUGCACACUCCCAUGUACUUCUUCCUCUGUAUACUUGCCCUGUUGGAUAUGUGCUAUGUCACCACCACCAUGCCCCAGAUGUUGGUGCAUCUUCUUGCUCACUCUCAGACCAUCUCCUUUGCUGGUUGCUGGCUGCAGAUGUUUGUGUUUGGUGCCCUGGGUAUGACUGAGUGCACCUUCUUUGUUGUCAUGGCUUAUGACAGAUAUGUGGCCAUUUGCUACCCACUGCGUUAUACUGUCAUCCUCAACUGGGGACUGUGCAUACAGUUGGCUGCUGGGACAUGGAUCUGUGGUUUCUUCUUUUCUGUGCUGCAUACUUUCUUCACCAUGAGUCUGCCAUAUUGUGGGCCCAACAAGGUCAACCACUACUUCUGUGAAGGUCCUUCAGUACGUAGCCUGGCUUGUAUGGAUACUCACCUCAUUGAGAUGAUAGAUCUGGUCUUGAGUAUUUUUGUGGUUGUUACUCCCAUUUCCCUCAUUGUGGCCUCCUACAUUCAUAUUGCCAGGGCUAUUCUCAAGAUCAAGUCCACCCAGGGUCGCUGCAAGGCUUUCUCUACCUGUGCCUCCCACCUGACUGUGGUCACAUUCUUCUAUGGUCCAUGUACUUACAUCUACAUGAGGCCCAACUCUAGCUACUCCCCUGAGCGAGACAAGCAGGUCUCACUCUUUUACAAUGCCUUCACAGCCUUGCUCAAUCCCGUGGUCUACAGUCUGAGAAACAAAGACAUCAAGAGGGCAUUUCUCAAGGUGAUGGGGCAUGGUAGGGUGAACUAGAAAACCUGCAUCUUGGAGAAGCUCAAUUGAAGUAUUUAGUAUUUAAGGAAGGCAGAGUGUCUUUAUUGAAUGUAACUGAUCUAUGCAAAUGAACUAGUGAUGUACUUGGGACAAACCACUGUGAAAUCAAGGUGGCUGUCUUGAUUGACAGGCUACACUAAGGUACAAGUCCAAACACCUCAGUAAUCUCUCUGGAUCAUAGCUACAAAGAUUCAUCUGUCACUCAUUUUGUAGCUGUAGGUUGGGAGUGACCUUCUGUUCUCUCACAUCUGUUCUGAAGGAGGAACAUUAUAGCCAACAUGUUGUCCUAUAACAUAAGGAAAGGAACAGUGGACAAACUCACAAUGAUGAAGCUCCUCAAGAGUGACCUGCUUCUUUGUCCACUUUCUCUUGGCAAAUAAAUAGUGUGGUCAAGCCUGAGAGCAGGA
Messenger RNA from Peromyscus leucopus (white-footed mouse), 1405 nucleotides. RefSeq names its product olfactory receptor 2A12-like. Gene Ontology annotation, biological process: G protein-coupled receptor signaling pathway. Gene Ontology annotation, molecular function: G protein-coupled receptor activity; olfactory receptor activity. Bases 33 to 977 code for a protein of 314 amino acids. The record is from RefSeq and is a predicted model, not a curated record. The transcript has a single exon. Lineage: Eukaryota; Metazoa; Chordata; Mammalia; Rodentia; Cricetidae. Gene Ontology annotation, cellular component: membrane.